AUGCUACUCCGUAGCUCCUCGAAUCCCGCUCUUAAUUCAUGGUUUCGACAUGAAAACCCAAAAGAAUCGUCAUCGUUGGAGCACCUGUUCAUUCGCCGUAACCCCAGAUCACCAACAAUUUCACUAUACUCGUUAAAUCCCAAGAAUGAUUCUCCCAAGAAGAUUGCUAGAGCUUCAUCGGAGGCAGAUUUGAAUGGUAGUCUUGUCACCAAAGGUGGCGGCGGUGGUGAAGGGAAGAUCUCCAGCCGUGGUGGUCACGGGAAUCAUCAUGAGAAUGAUAGUACGGAUUUAUAUUAUCAAAACAUGAUCGAAGCAAACCCUGGGAACGCAAUGCUUCUUAGUAAUUACGCUAAAUACUUGAAAGAGGCUAGAUGUGAUUAUCCAAAGGCAGAAGAGUACUGCAGCAGAGCAAUACUAGCAAACCCUAACGAUGGAAAUGUUUUAUCUAUGUAUGCUGAUUUGAUCUGGGAGACACAUAAGGAUGCCACUCGUGCACAAAGUUAUUUUGAUCAAGCUGUUCAAGCUUCCCCUGAUGACUGUUAUGUUAUGGCUUCUUAUGCUCGGUUUCUUUGGGAUGCUGAUGAUGAUGAUGAAGAAGAGGAAGAGUGUGAGGUUGAUAUGAACAUUUUGACACCAAUUGCUGCAGCAUGUUAGAGUUGAACACUCUUUUGUAUAUCGGCAGAGAUAUUAUAAUUGUAUAUAGCAACUUUCUGACCUUUUUUUUUUGUGAGUUGUUUAUUGUUGUAUCAUCAAUGGUCAAUGCUAAUAUGUUUCUAUUGCAGUGAUUUUUGUAAAUAUCAUGUCACAAAGAUGAUAAAAUGAUGACAUAAGUUUUAUUAUGGUGUGUAUUUUUUUUCAAGAUUAAGAGAGAAGUCAUUAUGCUUACAUAGUCAAUAGGGCCAUUAUCUGUUGUAGUGAAGUGUAGCUGCUCAAAUGACUUGAUUGGUUGAAUUGAUGAUAAGAUAUGGAAGGAGGACCACUUUUUGUUCUUGGACAAAAAAUAUCUUGUUAGUGAUUUGAGUUGAAUAAGAC
Molecule: messenger RNA, 1032 nt
Organism: Lactuca saligna
Lineage: Eukaryota; Viridiplantae; Streptophyta; Magnoliopsida; Asterales; Asteraceae
Source: the annotation of a GenBank genome assembly